Molecule: messenger RNA, 2850 nt
Organism: Cololabis saira (Pacific saury)
Lineage: Eukaryota; Metazoa; Chordata; Actinopteri; Beloniformes; Belonidae
Gene: slc25a23a
Product: solute carrier family 25 member 23a
Exons: 11
Coding region: 171-1643 (490 amino acids)
Biological process (GO): transmembrane transport
Molecular function (GO): ATP transmembrane transporter activity; calcium ion binding
Source: RefSeq, a predicted model, not a curated record
UCCAGCAAGACGGAGCAGAAAGAAACCCCCUGAAAUCCGAGGGGAACCCGGGUUUGGUUUCGGGACGGAUCCUGAGUUCAGCCUGAGCUCGGGACCCUCUGGUGUCUUCUCAAGACACGACUCUGGGUGGAGAUAAAGACGCUGCUCGCCUGGGCUGAUGCUUACCAGUCAUGGGACCCCAACAUACUUGGUUCCCACGGGUGGAGUGCCAGGAAAGUGUUUCCACUCGUCCGGACCAGGACAAAAAGAAGCUCUGGGCUGAGCUGUUUGACCGACUGGACCUCAACAAAGAUGGACGGAUUGACAUCGUUGAACUGAGGGCUGGGCUGGCGGACCAAGGACUCUCCAGACGCUCCUUGCAGAGGGUCGUGGAGGUCGGGGACACCAACAACGAUGGCGUGUUGGACUUUGAGGAGUUUAUCCAUUACCUUAAUAACCACGAAAAAGAGCUUAAACUCAUGUUUCGCCGGCUGGACAAGAACAAUGAUGGUGAGAUAGAUGCGGCUGAGAUUCAGGGCUGUCUGCACAACAUUGGUGUGAAUAUUAGCCUGGAGGAGGCCACCAGGAUUUUGCGAAGUAUGGACAAGGACGGUAACUUGACAAUUGACUGGAAUGAGUGGCGAGAAUACUUCUUGUUUAGACCGCUCACCAAUAUGGAGGACGUGGCACGCUACUGGAAGCGAAAAAUGAUGUUGGAUACAGGCGAACAGCUGAUGGUGCCAGACGAAUUUUCUGAUGAGGAGAGGAAAUCUGGUGAUGUGUGGCGCCAGCUGAUGGCUGGAGCUUUGGCUGGAUCGGUAUCACGUACUGGGACCGCUCCCUUGGACCGCCUCAAAGUCUUCCGACAGGUACACGGGUCCUUUGAGUUUAAAGGGAAUUUCGUGAGCGGAUUUCAGCACAUGCUGAACGAGGGAGGACUGCGGUCACUGUGGAGGGGCAAUGGAAUCAAUGUCCUUAAAAUUGCCCCCGAGACCGCCAUCAAAUUCACCGUUUAUGAACAGAUCAAGAGGCUCAUGCGAAGCAGUAAAGAAACAAAGACUCUGAGGGUUCAUGAGAGGUUUGCUGCUGGGUGUUUGGCUGGAGCAGCAGCUCAGACUGCCAUUUAUCCAAUGGAGGUGUUGAAGACCCGUCUCACGUUACGAAACACUGGUCAAUACUCAGGGAUAAUAGACUGUGCAAAGCAGAUCCUACAGCGGGAGGGAGUCCCGGCUUUCUACAAGGGUUAUGUACCCAACAUGCUGAGUAUUGUGCCUUACGCUGGCAUUGACCUGGCUGUUUACGAGACUCUGAAGUUUGCAUGGCUGAACAGGAACAAAGGCUUAACUGACCCCGGGGUGAUGGUGUUGGUCGGAUGUGGUGCCAUCUCCAGCACCUGUGGACAGCUGGCGAGUUACCCCCUGGCGCUGAUCCGCACACGAAUGCAGGCGCAAGACUCAGGAAAGGGAGGCCCUAAACUCUCCAUGGUGUCCUUGCUUUGCAACAUUGUGACCAAGGAGGGGAUUGCUGGACUUUAUCGAGGAAUCUCCCCCAACCUGCUGAAAGUUGUCCCAGCAGUGACCGUGUCGUACGUCGUCUACGAAUACACCAGGAUAAUGCUGGGUGUGGACAUCGAUGGCCGGAGGGGCGGGAAAGGGAACGGGUAGAAAAAUGAGAGAUGCUCUGUGUUGGGUGUAAUCUGCAAGCCUUGUGCUGCUGUCAGUGUGAAGAAAUGGAUCUUGGCUGUGGUUGAUCCAGAGACUGUAAAAUCAUGGGUUUUCUUGAUGAGAUAGGAGGAAAAGCAACAGAUAACUAUGGUUUAAAUGUAUAUAUAUAUUUAUAUAUAUAUAUAUAUAUAUAUAUAAACUACCUCUACCUAAACUAAUUGCUGGUGUAGAAAGUCUUCUGUAUUGCACACCAGUUCCUCUCGGCAGGUGUAUGACAGCUAACCAGUCAGCAUCUGUACCUGCUGCAGCGACUUGGAACGAUAAAAGACUUGGCACAGACUUGCCAGAGCACUAGAAAAACUUAAAAUCACAUUACAUCUCAAUUUUUGCAACAGCAUACUCACCUAAAUCACCAUUAGAGGAUGGUGAAAACAUUUCUGUUAACUAAAACACACACAAAUCUUUCUAGUUUAAGUUGUGGUUUUAAUGUCUCAAUUUCUUCCCAUUGAGUGAAUCCGGGCAACAAAGCUUGUGAGAAGUCUACUUGCAUGCGACCCAUUGUGCAAUUUGACAUUUGACAUGAAACACAGCCUUUGUGACGAGAGCCUUCCCUGUUUUCUCUACAGCUAAAUAUUGGACCAGCAUCCAUCUUAAAGUUUUGACUUUUGAAAAGUAGAGCCAAUUAAACUGUGAGACAUCAUCUCGGUGUAAAAGUGUUGUGGAGUCCCACACGUGGUGGUGACCCUCCCGCCAUGCUGCUGAUUUUGUCAAAUAAGGAAAGAAACAUUAAACCAAUGUCAGAAUCCAGGUAAGAUUACACUCAAUUGUGGUCAGCUUACAUUUUUCUACAAGUCUGUAUUAUAUUCAUUCAUGAUUUUAGCUAAUUCAUUUGAUUAAACCUAAAUUUACUCAUAAAUAUUUGGUGAAAUGUGUAUUUAAUAAAAACGUUUGUUACAGUCUUGUUACUCUCAAUGUUUUUUAUUUUCCUGUAUGUCCAGGAGGCAGAACCUUAUGUGAAAAAUAUCAUCCUUAAUCAGUUCCAAGGUUUUACAUGGCUUGACAUCACUAAGGUCUUAACAGGUUUUAAAACAAGAUGAAAGCAACCUUGGACAAACAGCGACAGGAACACGUGACAUUACAUCGUGUCAUAUAUAUGUUUUACAAAAACGAACCCAAAAUGCAAAAGCAUCAUGUAAUAAAGCUAACU